Messenger RNA from Cinclus cinclus, 3173 nucleotides. It is a transcript of the gene SUOX, whose product is annotated as sulfite oxidase. Gene Ontology annotation, molecular function: molybdopterin cofactor binding; oxidoreductase activity; molybdenum ion binding. The transcript is spliced from 4 exons. The record is from RefSeq and is a predicted model, not a curated record. Gene Ontology annotation, cellular component: mitochondrion. The coding region runs from base 78 to 1955 and encodes 625 amino acids. Lineage: Eukaryota; Metazoa; Chordata; Aves; Passeriformes; Cinclidae.
GGCUGGGCAGGAGAUAACUGGGGCUGGCGACAACCGAGACCGAGCUGGGACUGGGGGCAGUAAGAACCGGCACCGGAAUGGGGUUGGGAGCAGGAAGAACCGGGAUCGGGAUGGGGCUGAGGACUUGGGGACCGGGACCGAACUGGGGCUGGCGGGGCACACAGCUGGGACCGACCGGGCUGGGAGUGUCGAGGGACAGGACCGGAGCUGGCAGAGCCGGGCUCGGUUGUGUCGCGGCAGAGGUCCGUGAUUGUCGCUUCCCCCGGCAGCGUCACCGGGGUCGUGUCCCGAUCCCGGUCCCUGUGCCCGCCCCAGCCGCGCUCUCCCGUCCCGCCGCCGCGAUGUUGCUGCUCCGGGCCGUUGCCGGCCGCAGGCUCCCGCCGCUGAUGCAGCUAUCCCGCGACUGCUCCCGGCUGGCCGCCGGUAGCGCGGCCCCGAGGGGACACCGCGGGGCGGCCCCGGUGCUGGCGGCGCUGCUCGGGCUCGGGGCCGUCCUGGCCUACGGAGAGCGGCGGCGGAGGAUCGCCCAGGCCGCCCGGGCCACCCCCGCCCCGCAGUACCCGCGGUACACCCGCGCCGAGGUGGCACAGCAUCGGACCCCGAGCGACCGCGUGUGGGUCACCUACGGCACCGAGGUCUUCGAUGUCACCGAUUUCGUGGAGCUGCACCCGGGGGGACCGGACAAAAUCCUGCUGGCGGCCGGGGGAGCCCUGGAGCCGUUUUGGGCUCUCUACGCCGUUCACAGCCAGCCCCACGUGCUGGAACUGCUCCGUGACUACAAAGUGGGCGAGCUGAGCCCCGAGGACACCGCGCCACCCGCGGGGGACACCAAGGACCCGUUCUCCGGGGACCCCCCUCGCCAUCCAGCGCUGCGGGUGAACAGCUUGAAACCUUUUAACGCCGAGCCUCCCCCGGAGCUGCUGACCCAGAGCUUCCUGACCCCAAACGAGCUCUUCUUCACCCGUAACCACCUCCCGGUGCCCGCCGUGGAGCCGGGCUCGUACCGGCUGCGCGUGGAGGGUCCCGGUGGCCGCGCUUUGUCGCUGUCGCUGGCGGAGCUGCGCCAGCGCUUCCCAAAACACGAAGUGACGGCCACGCUGCAAUGCGCCGGGAACCGGAGAUCCGAGAUGAGCCGCGUCCGACCGGUCAAAGGAUUAGCGUGGGACAUCGGGGCCAUCAGCACGGCUCGAUGGGGAGGAGCCCGGCUCCGCGACGUGCUGCUCGCCGCCGGUUUUGGCGACGAAACCGUCGGUGAUGGCGAGUGGCACGUGUGCUUCGAAGGGCUGGACGCGGACGCUUCGGGGACGCCCUACGGAGCGUCCAUCCCGUUGAAACGGGCGGUCAGCGCCGAGGCCGAGGUGCUGCUGGCUUACGAGAUGAACGGGCAGGAGCUGCCGCGGGAUCACGGAUUCCCGGUGCGGGUGUUGGUGCCCGGUGUGGUCGGGGCGCGGAGCGUGAAGUGGCUGCGGAGCGUGGUGGUGUCACCGUCCGAGAGCCCGAGCCACUGGCAGCAGAACGAUUACAAAGGGUUCUGCCCGUCCGUGGAUUGGGAUUCCGUGGAUUUCCGAUCCGCCCCGGCCAUCCAGGAGCUGCCGGUGCAGUCGGCGAUCACCGAGCCGCGGCCCGGGGCCGCCGUGCCCGCCGGGGAGCUGACGGUGAAGGGCUACGCGUGGAGCGGAGGAGGAAGGGAGGUGGUCAGGGUGGACGUGUCCCUGGACGGGGGCCGGACGUGGCGCGUGGCCGAGCUGGGGCCGCGGCCGGAGCGGGGCCAGGGCUGGGCCUGGGCGCUGUGGGAGCUGCGGGCGGCGGUGCCCGCGGGUGCCCGGCUGGACAUCGUGUGCAAGGCCGUGGACAGCAGCUACAACGUGCAGCCCGACACCGUGGCACCCAUCUGGAACCUGCGCGGGGUCCUGAGCAACGCCUGGCACCGCGUGCCUGUCACUGUCACUCGCUGAGGGACAGUGGGGACGGCGGGGACACGUCACCCGCUGAGGGACGGCGGGGACAUCACCGGCUGAGGGACGCUGUCGGGGCAUUGGGGACGUCAGGGACAACAGGGACGGCCGGGACGGCAAGGACAUAUAACCCACUGGGGGACAGUGAGGACACGGGACAGCGAGGAAACGGGGGACGGCGGGGACAGCACGGACACGUCACCCACUGAGGGACACCCUUGGGGACAUCAGGGACAACAGGGACACUGGGGACAGCGGGGUCCUGAGCGAAGCCUGGCACCGCGUGCCUGUCACUGUCACUCGCUGAGGGACAGGGGGGACGUCACCCACUGAGGGACGCCAUCGGGGCAUUGGGGACAUCGGGGACAGCGGGGACACUGGGGACAGCAGGGACAUCACCCGUUGAGGGACAAUGGGGACAUUAGGGACAGUGGGGACAGUGGGACACCAGGGACACCGUGGUGUCCUCCGCGGCGCCUGGCACCGAGUCCCUGUCACUGCCACCACUGAGUGCCAGGGACACCGGGGAUCUCCAGUGGGAUCUCUGGAUCCCAAAGGGUCCUGCAGACCCCAGGUUCUGUUGACCCCAAAAGAUUCCACAGACCCCAAAAGGAUUUUAUGGCUCCUCAAAGGCUUUUAUUGAACCCCAAAGGGUUCUACUGACCCCAAAAAAUUCCAUACACCCCGAUGGGUUCUACAGACCCCAAAGUGUUGCACAGACCCCAAAAGAAUUUUGUGACCCCUAAAGGGUUUUACAGACCCCAAAGGGUUCUAUAGAUGCCAAAAAGGGUUUUAUGGACCCCCCAAAGGAUUCCAUAGACCUCAAAAGGAUUUUAUAGCCCCCCAAAAAGGUUCUGGAGACCCCAAAGGGAUUUUUAUGGCCUCUGAAAGGAUUAUAUGGACUUGGAAGGUUCUACAGACCCCAGAAGGAUUUUAUGGUCCCCCAAAAGGAUUUUAUGGACCCCAAAGGGUUCUACAGACCCCAGAAGGAUUUUAUGGACCCCCCAAAAGGAUUUUAUGGACCCCAAAGGUUUCUAUGGCCCCGAUGGAUUCUCCCGCCCCGAAGGUUCCUGCAGCCCCACAGCUCGAAGGUCAGCGGGAUUUUAUGGCCCUGGGGUUUUAUGGCCCCAUGGUUUUAUGGCCCCUGAUUUUUCCGGCCCCAGGGUUUUAUGGCCCAAUGUGUGAAAGUGCCUCCUGCCAUAAAGAUUUGGGAACUUU